Messenger RNA from Aspergillus fumigatus Af293, 1662 nucleotides. Its product is annotated as NOT2 family protein. Lineage: Eukaryota; Fungi; Ascomycota; Eurotiomycetes; Eurotiales; Aspergillaceae. The record is from RefSeq and is a predicted model, not a curated record. Gene Ontology annotation, cellular component: P-body; CCR4-NOT core complex. Gene Ontology annotation, biological process: nuclear-transcribed mRNA poly(A) tail shortening; regulation of DNA-templated transcription.
AUGGACGGACGAGCCAUCUGGCUAGCCCUCUGGGCCUGUCUGCUAGAGAUCGCGCCGUCGCUUUCAAUCCACUGUUUUGUUACGUUUGCGCUGAUCAACCAUUACUUCUCUUCAGGACCCGGGCCACAGCCUCUGAGAGGCAUGUCUGGUUUCCCCGCACAGCAACAAGCACAGGCUCGAAACGCGACACUGGCCUCGGCGCGCUUGCCUAACGGAAAACUCGCGGCGCCAACUGGAAUUUCAACUUACCUGUUAGCGGGACACCAGGACUACAAGGAAAUCAGCAGCGCAACGUUGGAGCUAUGGGGACAUUUGCGCAAAGCAUUAGUGGGGGAUCGCAGCCUGCUACACCUCUUGAUCUCUCACUUCCCUUCGCUAUCAGGAGCGCCUCAGCAAUCCCAGACCCCAAACCCAGGGCUAGUGUGGGGUCAGCGUGCCUUGCAGCAGACUCCACAGAGGCAGCAGCACCCGACAUCCCAAGCACCCUCACGCGCCCCUCAGACACAGUCGCAUCAUCCGCAACAACAAUCGCAGCCAUCACACGAUGAUGUAUUUCUCUCUGGUGCUCAAUUCGCAAACCGUCUAGACGACUUUCGAAAUGGUGGACAGGGUAUCAGCGGUCAAUUAGGUGGUUCUGCACAGCCACAGACAGGCAACAUUGACGAGUUCCCCCCUCUGGGACGUAAUGUCGCUGCGGAUCUCGGCCAAGAUCGCAGAGAAUCUCUGAUGCAAAGUGCUGGACUCGGUAAUUUUGGCGGCACAAUGCCCUUCACUGGCGCAAACCAGAACCAGUCUGCUCAAAAUCGCACCAUGAUUGGAGGGUCGAUCAAUGGACAAGAUACCUCGAGAAUGAUGUCACCUACAAAUGCUGGGUCGACGGCCAUCGGAACCUCACGCUCACCCGUUAACCAAGGAGCAAAUGGAGUUCCAGGAUCGGAAAAGGAGGACUUGAACGUUACUACAAUGGCGAAUCAGCAUAAUUUCACAGAGCAACAGCAGGCGCAGCAACCUCAGGCUGCAGCCGGCGAAGCACAAGACGUGACUGCAGCCGCGCAAAGCACUGAACAGCAACCACUUGCUCAGAUGAGCGAGCUCGACAGGUUUGGACUCGCAGGCUUGCUCCGGAUGAUCCACAGUGACAGUCCCGACGUUGCGAGUCUUGCAGUGGGUCAAGAUCUGAUGACUCUUGGUUUGGAUUUGAAUCAGCCUGAGCCUCUUCACACCUCUUUUGCGUCACCUUUCGUUGCAUCGAUGUCGGCCGUUCCUAUGGAGCAGAAUUUCUCCUUGCCUGCAUGUUACAAUGUUGCCAAUAUCCAGCCUCUACAAACCCGUAUACCCAGCUUCAGCGAUGAGACAUUGUUUUAUAUUUUCUACAGCAUGCCUCGUGACAUUAUGCAAGAGCUAGCUGCAGAAGAGUUGAUGGGCCGCAAGUGGAGAUAUCAUAAGAUUGAAAGGUGCUGGCUUACACGCGACGAAACGUAUCCCGGUCCUGUGGAUGUUGAACCUCGCGUCAGCGAACGUGGUGUUUAUCUGAUUUGGGAUCCCACUACCUGGAAGAAGAUUCGGCGUGAGUUUAUUCUUCGCUACGAGGACCUGGACAACAGACUGGAUCACAACAGGGGUCUUGCACGCCCUCUUGGAUUCCCUCAUCAAGCUUCAUGA